Molecule: messenger RNA, 1405 nt
Organism: Cydia fagiglandana
Lineage: Eukaryota; Metazoa; Arthropoda; Insecta; Lepidoptera; Tortricidae
Product: solute carrier organic anion transporter family member 4A1-like
Exons: 9
Coding region: 68-1405 (445 amino acids)
Biological process (GO): sodium-independent organic anion transport; transmembrane transport
Cellular component (GO): plasma membrane
Molecular function (GO): protein binding
Source: RefSeq, a predicted model, not a curated record
CGAGCAUGUGCGAAAAUACUUCAACCCGGAGAGCUUCGAGCCGGUGGCGUUUCGAGGCACGGUCAAAAUGGGGUUCACGGCGCUAAUGAUGGCAGAGCUGGUGGCCUUCUUCCUCCUGCAGCAUAGUGCUGACCUUGAAGAGCUGCCGCACUAUAUUACAGAUAUCGUUAUAAUGAGCAUAUCGCUGCUGGAGUUCCUCGUGGUCCCGAUAAUCAGUGGGCUGGGCUCAGAGAGGAGGAGGAGCGUGCUAGUGGGAUGGACCAUCGCCGCUCUGGUUGUCACGGUGCCUCUGUUUGCGUUGCCCGGCCCGGAUACUACUGUCGAUGAAGGUCUUUGCGGAACCGUAGUUCCACUAGCUACGGGUAUCUCCAAGAAGACUGCCAUCCGUCUGUCCAUGCUGCUCAUAUGCGGGGUAGUGGCCGCGCUCGGAAGAGCGGCCUUCUUUUCGCAUGGAAUUGCGUAUUUAGAUGAACAGAAUCCUUCAUAUAACCUGCAUAUGCAUGUUGGUCUCUUCAUCCUAUACCGGGUGUUGGUGUUCACCUUCGGUAGGACUUUGAAAACCUUGAGCUUGGAAUUGGCUUGGCUGGUGAUCCUGAGCAGCGUCAUCAAGUGCCUGAUCACGUUGGUCCGGCUCCACAGGUAUCCUGAGGCGAUUCCGGCGCCGGAAAUAAAACGUGGAAGUGACAAAGGUGUACUCCGUAGCAUGCGUCGUGUUCUUGGCAGCAGAGUGGGAGUCCUGCAAAUCCUGGCGAUGGCCUUACUGGUAGCUGCUUGGCGGGGCUUCGGGCUGCAUGAUGCGGCCUUUGCCCAGCUAGCUGGAUACCUCUACACCGCCCCCGUUAUGCCGAAGUUUGACCGUAACGCAGCAGUCGCCAACGCCGCAAAGAUGAGUUUCCUCGCUACCGCGUUCUACUUUGCGAUGACGGCGGUGCUGAGCUGCAAUCGAAGCGGGAUUGGAGGCUUGACCGAGCUUAAUUAUACUCAGCCUGCUUGUGGACUAAACUGCGAUUGCGAUCGACCAUGGAUGGAGUAUGACCCCGUCUGCGUCCCCGAGCAGAUGACGACGUAUUUCUCUCCUUGCCACGCCGGCUGUGCUACAGCGGACACUGUUAAUACCAUUGGCGUAUACUCGGAGUGCUCAUGCGCGCCGGGCGGGCGCGUCACCAGAGGCGCGUGCGACGACGGCUCCUGCGCCAGUAUCUACUCAUUCCACCAAACGAUGUAUGUGGUGGUUUGGUUGGUCAGCACAUUGGCGUUCGUUUGGCAUACCACCGUGUUGUUGGAGUCAGUGGACAAGCGUGACGUCGCGAUGGCGUUAGGGGUCGCGUCAAGCGUGGUGUCACUCGUCGCCUUCGUGGGGGCCCACGGGUUCUACAUGGGCAUUAGGGCAUGGGCAAAUUGCUAG